AUGGGGGGGGCGGGAUGCACAGAGCAAGUUUGCUGUCUAUUGGCAAAUGAGUUCAGGCAAGUAAGAGAGAGAUUGAAGAGCCAAGUUACUCAAAUGGGGGAGCAAGUCCCGGGUUUCAGGCCAGGCCUGGCGAUUUUACAGGUUGGAGAUAGAGCUGAUUCAAAUCUUUAUAUAAGUAUGAAGCUAAAAGCUGCUGAGGAGAUUGGAAUCAGAGCCACGCAUAUUAAAUUACCAAGAAACUCAACUGAGGCAGAGGUUUUAAAGUGCAUCACAUCUUUGAAUGAAGACCCUACUGUACAUGGACUCCUGGUCCAGUUACCUUUGGAUGCAGAAAAGACCAUUAGCACUGAGCUGGUGACAAAUACCAUCGCUCCCGAAAAGGAUGUGGAUGGUUUGACUAGCGUCAGUGCUGGGAAGCUUGCUAGAGGUGACUUAGAGGAUUGUUUCAUUCCCUGUACACCUAAAGGAUGCUUGGAACUUAUCAAAAAGACAGGAGUACAAAUUGCUGGUAGGCAUGCUGUGGUGGUUGGACGUAGCAAGAUUGUUGGUGCACCAAUGCAUGACUUGCUUCUGUGGAAUAAUGCCACAGUGACCACAUGCCAUUCAAAGACUAUCCAGUUGUCUGAGGAGGUGAAUAAAGCUGAUAUUCUUGUGGUUGGAACUGGACAGCCUGAAAUGGUGAGAGGAGAAUGGAUUAAACCUGGAGCUAUAGUAAUAGACUGUGGAAUCAACUAUGUUCCAGAUUGGUAUAAUGGAAAACCUAAUAGAAAAAGAGUUGUGGGGGAUGUGGCUUAUCAUGAAGCAAAAGAGAAGACUUCCUACAUCACGCCAGUUCCUGGUGGAGUUGGACCCAUGACUGUGGCAAUGUUAAUGCAGAGCACAGUAGAAAGUGCAAAGCAUUUCCUAGAGAAAUGUACACCAGGAAAAUGGAACAUCCAGUAUAACCAUCUUAGCCUCAAGACCCCUGUUCCAAGUGACAUUGAAAUAUCACGUUCUUGCACAGCAAAGCCCAUUGGUUACCUGGCUAAAGAAAUUGGCUUACUCUCUGAAGAAGUGGAAAUGUAUGGUCAGACAAAAGCCAAGGUUCUGCUGUCUACCUUAGAACUCCUGAAACACCAGCCUGAUGGAAAAUAUGUGGUCGUAACGGGAAUAACCCCUACACCUCUGGGAGAAGGAAAGAGUACAACCACACUAGGGCUGGUUCAAGCUCUGGGAGCACAUCUUCACCAGAAUGUUUUUGCUUGUGUUCGACAACCAUCUCAGGGCCCAACCUUUGGAAUAAAAGGUGGAGCUGCAGGAGGGGGCUAUUCUCAGGUUGUUCCAAUGGAAGAGUUCAACCUCCAUCUCACUGGUGACAUCCAUGCCAUUACUGCAGCUAAUAAUUUGGUUGCUGCUGCUAUCGAUGCCCGCAUAUUCCACGAACUGACACAGACAGACAAGGCUCUCUUUAAUAGUUUGGUACCUUCAGUCAAUGGAGUGAGGAAGUUCUCAGAUAUUCAAGUCCGUAGGCUGAAGAGACUAGGAAUUGAGAAAGAUGACCCUGCCACCUUAACAGAUGAAGAAAUAAAUAGAUUUGUGAGAUUGGAUAUUGAUCCAGAAACCAUAACCUGGCAAAGAGUGUUAGAUACCAAUGACAGAUUCCUAAGGAAAAUCACAAUUGGUCAAUCACCAAAUGAAAAAGGACACACACGAACG
Vombatus ursinus (common wombat) is the source of this 1695-nucleotide messenger RNA. Its product is annotated as C-1-tetrahydrofolate synthase, cytoplasmic-like. Gene Ontology annotation, biological process: tetrahydrofolate interconversion. Lineage: Eukaryota; Metazoa; Chordata; Mammalia; Diprotodontia; Vombatidae. The annotation marks the transcript as partial. Gene Ontology annotation, molecular function: methenyltetrahydrofolate cyclohydrolase activity; methylenetetrahydrofolate dehydrogenase (NADP+) activity; ATP binding. Gene Ontology annotation, cellular component: cytosol. The record is from RefSeq and is a predicted model, not a curated record. The transcript has 17 exons.